Punica granatum (pomegranate) is the source of this 3448-nucleotide messenger RNA. NCBI's taxonomy places the organism in Eukaryota, Viridiplantae, Streptophyta, Magnoliopsida, Myrtales, Lythraceae. The record is from RefSeq and is a predicted model, not a curated record.
GAAUCAAUUUGUCUUUCAUCCUAUUUUGUAUUAUGGAAGUAAAGCAACUCCAAGUCUCCAACCCGAUAUCGUUUUGGCAAGUAGUUUGCACAAUGUUGUAUGGAUGUGGAUAGAGUUAAAUGAAAACUGAAACUUUAGGGAGUAUAUUUUGAUAUGUUAAAGUUCGGGGGGGGGGGGGGGAAAUAGGAUUAUUUCGAAAUCGAAGGGCCGUUGUUUUGUGUUUCUCUCCUCUUGGUUUGCUCCUCCCUCGUUGGUCGGAGAAUGUUCAGAUACUCCUCCGUUCAUCGGAAGCUUUCCCCAGAAGGAUGAGGAAGUGCAUGAUCGAGCUCUUCCGGUUUCAUGCUCACCCAACAAAGACGGCUUCAAAGUAUCACAUUUUCCGCUGCUCGAGCGCCACUAAAUCGGCUUCACGUUCACAGCCCAAUAAGGCGCAGCGAGCCCAGCUGAAGAGUCGAGCAGAAGGCAGCAGCUUCGCCGCCCUCUUCAAUGAGAUAGCGGAGAUCUUAGGAACUGAGAACUUCGGUCCCACGUCGGAGGUCGAUAUUUCCGUCACCGAAGCGGCAAAGUCGAAAAUUGCUGCAGAAAGAGAGAACUUGAGUUCUUGCGGACGACCUGUUUGUGAAAAUGUCCUGGAGGAUGAAUUUGAAACCGCCGGCGGUGCUGACGUCAGUACUACAGUCCGUGAGAUUACGGCGAUUGUCCGUUCGGGAAGUGGGUCGGUGCCGAUGGAGGAGAGGCUGGAGAGCUCAGGACUCCUGUUCGAACCUCGUGCUGUGGAGAUGGUUCUGAAGAGGUGCUUUAAAGUGCCUCAUUUGGCGAUGAGAUUCUUCGACUGGGUCAAGCUCAGGGAUGAGUUCUCCCACACGACUGAGACGUACAACACGAUGCUGUACAUCGCAGGGGAAGCGAAGGAGUUCGCAUUCGUAGAGAAGCUGGUGGAAGAAAUGGAGGCGAGCUCGUGCCAGAAGAAUCUCAAGACCUGGACUAUCCUUAUCUCGCACUAUGGGAGGGCGAAGUUGAUCGGAAAAGCACUUCUGGUUUUUGAGAAGAUGAGGCAUUCUGGGUUCAAACCUGACUUUGCUGUAUAUUCGGAGAUUUUACGGGCCCUAUGUGUUGCCCGGAAUGCUGAUGUUGCGAUGGAAUUUUACAAGGAGAUGGUGCUCAAGGAGAUGAACCCCAGUUUGGGCUUGUAUAAGACGCUUCUUAACUGCAUAGCAAUCACAGGAGAUGCCGAUGCUGUCCAUUUGAUUGCUGAUGAUAUGGUCAGGUUUUUGCAGAUUCCAGAGAACACUGUCUACGGGCUUGUGCUGAAGAGCUUCUGUAUAUCAGGGAAGAUUACCGAAGCUCUGGAGAUGAUCCGUAUCAUCAAGAAUAGGGGUCUAUCGUUUGGGCCCGAGCAGUACGGCACCUUGGUCAAAGGGCUGUGCAGGGCAGGUAGGGUUGAGGAUGCUCUGGAAAUUCUUGAUAUAAUGAAAAGAAGAAAUCUCACGGAUGGUGAUAUCUAUGGCAUGAUUGUCAAUGGGUAUUUGCAGAAGAAGGAUGUUUCUCGGGCUCUUGAUCUGUUUCAAAACAUGAAAGAAAACGGGCAUGUGCCUAGCAGAUCUACAUAUACUGCUUUGAUUCAGACUCUCUUACAAUCAAAAGAGUAUGAGAAAGGGAGGGAGUUGUUUGAUGAAAUGCUGGAGAGAGGAGUCGAGCCCGACUCUGUGGCAUUCAUGGCCAUUGUUGCAGGUCAUGUUUCUCAUGACAAUGUAUCUGAAGCGUGGAGGAUGUUUAAGGUUAUGGAGGAAAAGGGCAUCAAGCCAACUCACAAAUUUUACUCUGUAUUCAUCAACGAGCUCUGCAAAAAGGCAAGAAACAAUGAGAUCAUCAAGGUCUUGAAUGAAAUGCGAGCUUCUAAGGUGGUCAUUGGAAACAAAGUUUUCCAGAGAGUGAUUUGUCACUUGGAAAAGAAGGGCGAGAUGGAAACUCUAGAGAAAGUACGAAAAUUGCAGGAAGCCGAUAAACUGUCAUUCCAGGACGCCGAAGAACUUCAUACAUUGAGCAAAGGGGAACAUUUUACAGAGUCGAGCUUCUCUCAACCCCAUCUAAGGUUAACUGGCUCCGACUCAGCAGCUGCAUCUUCACCUGCCUACAGUGAAGACGAUGUUAAAGAAGUGAGUAAGAUUUUGAUGUCGUCUUCAGAUUGGAGCUUGAUUCAAGAAGCCUUGGAGAAACUCUCAAUGAAAUUUACUCCCUCGUCCGUUCUUGCAGUCCUGCAUGACUGUAAAAUCCAUGGCCACACGGCAUUGAACUUUUUCAAUUGGGUGGGAAAGCAAGAAGGUUAUAGCCACACCACAGAAACGUAUAACAUGGCUAUUAAGAUUGCGGGCUGCGGUAAGAGUUUCAGGCACAUGAGAAGCCUUUUUUACGAGAUGAAAAGAAAUCGUAUCUUGAUAACACCACACACAUGGACGAUCAUGAUCAUGGUGUAUGGGCGAACUGGUCUAACAGAGGUCGCCUUGAAAGUGUUCAAUGAGAUGGAAUCGAGUGGCUACCAGCCGACCAGAAGCACUUACAAAUACUUAAUUGUGUCCCUCUGUGGGAGAAAGGGCAGGAAGGUGGACAGGGCCGUGAAAUUGUUCCACGAGAUGGUCAAGAGAGAUUAUGUCCCAGACAAAGAGUUGAUCGAAACAUAUGUCAGUUGUUUAUGUGCCACUGAUAGAUUAUUAGAUGCUACAAGGUGUGUCGAGUACCUCGGUAAAGUUGGGUUUACAACUGAACUUAGGUACGCACUGUAUGUGAGAGCUCUGUGUCGAAAUGGGAAGUUGGAAGAAGCUCAGAAACUAAUGAACGAGAUUGGGGCGGAUCGAGAGAAAUUGAAUACUUAUGUGUACGGAAGCAUUGUUCAUGGAUUGCUUCGGAAAGGACAGUUCAAGGAGGCACUGGAUAAGGUGGAAGAAAUGAAACGAGUCGGUAUAAAUCCAACCGUCCAUGUUUAUACAUCCUUGAUCAAUCAUUUCUUUAAGGAGAAGCAGAUCGAAAAAGCAGUGGAGAUUCUUGAUAAAAUGCAGAUGGAGGGAUGUGAACCAACUGUUGUCACUUAUUCUGCAGUAAUACGAGGUUACAUGAAUGCCAAGAAGGUCGAUCAAGCUCAGGCUGUCUUCACUAAAAUGAGAGACAAAGGGCCUUUCCCUGAUUUUAGGACUUAUUCAAUUUUCAUCGAUUGUUUAUGCAAGGCUGGCAGGUCAGAAGCAGCUUUGAAGCUUAUGUCAGAGAUGUUUGAUAGAGGGAUUGCGCCUAGCAGUGUCAAUUUCCGUACCGUAUUUUUCGGGUUGAACAGGGAAGGGAAGCGAGGAUUAGCUCAAACUGUCUUGCAACAGAAGAAAGCUUUAGUGAGACGACGACAAUUUGUAACAUGAGAUGUACAUUUUUUAUUUUCAAAGUAAAAUAUUGAAUGCUGGAUAAA